GUCCAUCGGUGUACAGUAUGGGUAUAAGAAUGACAGCCUCGCAAAGCCUUCCUUUGGUUUUCCUUCAAGUUCGUCUCACUGAGUCAAAUGGGUCGUCCUGUCGGAUAUACUUUUGGUCUAGCUGCGUUGGUAGUCACUGCCUUCUGCAUUCGCUUUUUGUACAAGUUCGGCAGUCGCGACAAGCGCCUUCCUCCGGGCCCACCCACCAUCCCGAUCCUUGGAAAUGCCCAUCAGAUCCCCGGCCAAAGUGUAGAGAAAAAGUUCAAGGAAUGGGCAGACAUCUAUGGGCCCAUCUACUCCUUGAAGAUCGGUGCUGGCACACUCAUUAUGCUGAAUGACAAACGCACAGUACAUGAUCUGCUCGACAAAAGAAGCGCGAUAUACUCAGAGCGACCGAAGGAUCAGCAGAUGAUGACGGCCCUCGCGGAGAACUUUGCCUUCUGGGAUGCGAACCCGGCAUGGAGGGCAAGUAGAAAGAUAGCCGCUCAUUUCGUGUCGCCGAAGAAUCUCGACGAAACGGUUAUGGCGGUGCAGGAAGCUGAGGCAAGUCAAUUGAUGCACGACCUGCUGAACACCCCGGAGGAUUUCUUCAACCACGUCAAGAGAGUCACCGCGUCUGUAGCUAGUAUCGUCAUCUUCGGGUUCCGCGCUCCGACACCGGACAGUUUCUGGGCCACUGUAAGCUCUACACCUGGAACUUAUCUUCCCAUUGAACAAUUUCCGAUCCUCAACUACAUUCCUUCCUUUCUUGUGCCCUCUAAGAAACGUGCGAAGACGUGCUUUGACACCGUAAGCUCGAUUUGGGUCGAGGCACAUUCGCAGGUCGUGGCACGCCGUCAAAAGGGUGAUCACCGCGUGUCCCUCGGGGACAGGCUGAUCAGUGGUGAAAUGAAGAGCGACGUCGAAAUGUCCCCACGACAGGAGGCCAACUUUAUUGGCACGCUACAUCAAGGAGCAGCGGACACCACGUCAACUAUGGUGUUGACAAAUAUUCUAUAUCUAGCAAAACACCCCUGGAUACAGAAAAAGGCACAAGAGGAGCUCGAUCGCGUCUGUGGAGAUCACAGAGCGCCCACCUGGGAUGACUUCAAAAACCUGCCUUAUAUCAACUGCAUUGUGAAGGAAAGUAUGAGGAUGCGUCCUGUUCUCCCCACAGGGGUACCUGUCCGCGUGAACCGCGACGACUGGUUCGACGGCUAUCUUAUUCCUAAAGAUUCGGCGGUGUUUUGCCCUGCUUACAAUAUCCACAUGAAUGCUGAUCUCUACCCCGAUCCUCACAACUACAAUCCUGACCGCUACCUGAACCGCCCACUUCUAGCCAUGUCCUAUGCUGGCUCUCCAGAUUAUGAGAAUCGCGACCACUAUUCUUACGGUGCUGGCCGUCGGAUCUGCGUAGGUAUACACCUUGCCGAACGUACGCUGUGGCGCCUCACUGCGCGUCUGCUGUGGGCUUAUUCGAUCAAGCCUGAACUUGAUGAGAAGGGUAAUGAGCUUGAGAUUGAUACGGAUGCGUAUGACGAUGGUCUGUUGUGCUGCCCUAAGCCGUUUAAUGUCAGGUUCGUACCCAGGAGCGAGAAACACGUGGAAGUUAUCAAGAAAGACUUUGAAGCUGUUGAGGAUUACUUGAAGACGUGGGAAUAAGAGGCUGGCUCGCUGCUUCCGUAAUUGUUUGUGGGGUGCAGGAUC
Messenger RNA from Paraphaeosphaeria sporulosa, 1686 nucleotides. RefSeq names its product cytochrome P450 oxidoreductase-like protein. Gene Ontology annotation, molecular function: heme binding; monooxygenase activity; oxidoreductase activity, acting on paired donors, with incorporation or reduction of molecular oxygen. Lineage: Eukaryota; Fungi; Ascomycota; Dothideomycetes; Pleosporales; Didymosphaeriaceae. The record is from RefSeq and is a predicted model, not a curated record. The transcript is spliced from 6 exons. The coding region runs from base 88 to 1641 and encodes 517 amino acids.